AUGGAAAAACAAAUCGAUGCAAACCUCAUCCAUUCGCAAUCACUCUUUGAAAACAAGUAUUCCAUUGUCAAUACUUCAUCCCAAAAGGACGCUAGCAUUCUUUCAAUAACCAAAGAUCCAGUUAUCGAGAGAAAUCAUCAUUCUUCUCAACCAGUGCUUUCUUCUGGAAUGAUCGAUACAAGUUCAAUGACUCUUAAUAAUUCUUCAUUUAUAGGUAGUGAUCAUUCUGCCAAUGAUUAUCGAAAAUACAAGAAUCAAUUGAAUAUUUUGCAAAAUAUGAAAGGAAAUGGAUCAUUUCAGAGAAAACAUUUUCGUUGUCGAUUUCAAGAAGUGGAUGAAGAAGAGGAAGCGACUCAAUAUCUUGAGAGAAUGAUUCCAGAAAAGAUUGUUGGACAUUAUUCGAAAUUUCAGAAAUAUAGAGAGAAUGAAAAAAACAAAUGGAAUGCAUUUGUGGAACAUAUUGCACCACCUAUUGAAAUGAAAAAGAUCAAAAAGAAGCAAAAGAGUGUUUUGAAGGGAGUGACAGAAAGUGUUGAUGACCAGAAGGAAAAUAAGGAAAACGAAUCACCCAACGUGCAAAAACAACGAGAGAACAAAAAUAACGUUCCAACCAAAAAGGUAGACAAAAAGCUUCCAAUGAUAAAGACUGUAAAUCUAAGAGAUCAACAAGAAGAAGAGGUAGACCAUACCAAUUCAAAUGAAGAUCGAGAUCAAAAACAAAAAAUCAAGAGUGUUGAGUCGUAUGCGUCAAGAAUUUUACAAAUACCAUCAUCUAUUGAAUUUCCUGAUGAGGACAAGUAUGAUUUUUCUGGCUCUCAAAAAGUGUCAAAAUGUGACACAUUAAUGGCUCGAUAUGAAUACAUUUAUCAAUACAAGGACGCUCUUCAGCCCCACUUUGCAGGACUCAACCAAAAGACGGCCGACUUACUUGUCAGAUGUAAAAAAGAAGCCAUCUCAAAAUGGAAUCAGGUAGAAGGGUUUUUCGAACAAGACAAACAAGAAGGCAUGAAGAAGAAGUGUGAAUAUAAUUUAAGGCUCAUGAAUGACAAGUUGCAUCAAUUCAAGUGCUCACCUCUCACACAAAAUAUAUACAACAAAAAGAGUGUCACGAUUGCAGACAUGAAAAGAUUUAAGAGUGAGAGUGCUCUACCAACUGAGCUUGUCACGAAUCAUAAUAAUUUGUCAAAGAGUACACAUUCAAAAGACAAACAAGUCUUACCUAAUAUUCCACUCAUUAUUACCAGCAGUGAUGAAAAGACAUCUACAAUUAGCACUGUCUUUGAGAACAAAGACAGUAACUCUCAGACCACAGCUAGAGCCAAAUCAAAAGAACAUUCCUUACUGCAAUCUCCUCCAUCCAUUUUAAGAGUUUCAAGAUCGACAGGAUUUAUCGAAACCACCUCGUCUCCAGCUCAACAUUUUCAAACCUUAUUUGAUAAGGAAUUUUGA
Molecule: messenger RNA, 1449 nt
Organism: Naegleria lovaniensis
Lineage: Eukaryota; Heterolobosea; Eutetramitea; Acrasida; Naegleriidae
Exons: 1
Coding region: 1-1449 (482 amino acids)
Source: RefSeq, a predicted model, not a curated record